This is a messenger RNA of Closterium sp. NIES-65, 1623 nucleotides long. The record is from the annotation of a GenBank genome assembly. NCBI's taxonomy places the organism in Eukaryota, Viridiplantae, Streptophyta, Zygnematophyceae, Desmidiales, Closteriaceae.
AUGCGCAGCAAAGUACCAGUAGGCAAGUCCUCACCUCGUCCUCACGUGCAGGUGAAUAACUACGGGCGAAUUAACUCGCCCGGCGAUGACAUCCGUGUAGCCAUGGUGAAGAAUGCGAGCAAGGCGGGAAGUCCUACCGCCGCCUCCGGUGCGAGCUGUGACGGGGACGACGGAGACGAAGCGAACGGCGACGACGCCGAGGAGGAUUGGUCGGAGAACGGCCACGACGAUAGCGCUUCGGGCGACGAGUUAGGUCCUGCCGACAUCGAGGAGGACGAAUGGUGGAAUCGGCCGGUCGGGAGCGACGACGAGGUGGAAGAGUGGCGGGCUGGUGAUUCCGACAACGACGGAGGUGAAAAUGCGCAUGGUGACAAUGCGGAGGCAGCGGCGGAUGCACAGGAAGCGGCGGUGGAUGCGAAUGAGGAGGCUGACGACGAGGCGGGGGCGGAACUUGAGACAGUUGCGCCUGCGGAUGCGGCCGCAAUUGCGGAUGCGGAUGCUGUGGCGGAGUCGGACAAGGUUGCUGCGGAUGCCGUCUUAUUUGACGAGGAAGGCGGCAACGACGACCCAUGGAGCCUUGGGACCGACGACGACGAUCCGCUACUGAAGCGGAGGCUGCGCCAUUGCCUACAGUCCAAGUCGAAGCGGGCCCGCGUGGUGCUCUCUGACGACGACGGUCCGGGGGAGGAGCGUCGCCCGAUACUCACCGCUGCGGAGAAGGGGAAAGCCAAGGUCGCGGAAGCCCCUGCUAAGGCCCCUGCUCGUCGCCGCACAAGCAACAAGAAGCGGACAUCCAAUGGAGACCCGGGAUCCAGCAAGGGAAUCGUGGUCCAAGCACAGGACAACGGGCGGAUGGACGAGAGCGCUGUGCAGACCUGGCUGUCCAAGGAGGUGCUGCCCCAUCUGAGCCCCCAGCGCGGCCAGAACGCAAGGCGGGCGAUGCUGGUGUUGGACUCCUACCGCGGUCACAUCACCCAGACCAUGCUUCAGUCGUACCGCACGCACAGCAUCACCCCUGCAGUCAUCCCAGCGGGUUGUAAGAGCCAGAUUCAACCCCUGGACGUCUCCAUCAACCGGUGCUUCAAGGCUGCUGUGCGAGCGCGCUACACCAGGUGGUUCAUGCGUGAAGGGAUUCACCUGAAGACGAAGAAGGGGAACCUGCGGAGGCCUCCGCACCCCGUGGUGCUGCAGUGGAUCGCGGAGGCUUGGGAUCAAGUCCCCAAGCAGAUCAUCAUCGACGCGUUCCGCCACUGUGGGAUCUCAAGCAAGCUGGACGUAACGGAGAACCACCUGGUGAUGUCUCACCUGCGCGCCAGGAGCACCACCGAUGUCUCCGCGGACAUGUCCCUCGGGGGGACCACAGGCGACAACGUGCGCCGGCUCGGUCGGGCUCCAGAGGAGGAGGAGGAGGAGGCGAUGCAGGCGGAGGGCGUGCGGGAGGUGGCCGUGGCAACCGGCCUGGAGGUGCUGUACCAGGAGAUCCCCAACCACCGCGGAGCGGCGGCCGAGGCUGACCGCAUGAUCGAGCCUAGGGAGACGACUAGGCAUGCCUGGCAAGUGCCAGACCUGGGUGUAGAGCCUGUAGUUAGUGCAGGUGAGGAGGCGGUGACUGAGGGGGGUUAG